Molecule: messenger RNA, 1547 nt
Organism: Salvia miltiorrhiza (redroot sage)
Lineage: Eukaryota; Viridiplantae; Streptophyta; Magnoliopsida; Lamiales; Lamiaceae
Product: probable manganese-transporting ATPase PDR2
Exons: 10
Coding region: 1-801 (266 amino acids)
Biological process (GO): intracellular calcium ion homeostasis
Cellular component (GO): endoplasmic reticulum membrane
Molecular function (GO): ATP hydrolysis activity; ATP binding; P-type ion transporter activity
Source: RefSeq, a predicted model, not a curated record
AUGGGGGUUGUGUGGCUGUUGUGCUGCGAACUGGAUUUGAAACUAGUCAAGGAAAGUUACUGGGAAAGUGGGCUAUUUAUUUUGUUCUUGGUAGUAUUUUCUCUUAUAGCUGCCGGUUAUGUCCUUAAAAAGGGUCUUGAGGAUCCAACAAGGAGUAAAUACAAGCUUCUUCUGAGUUGUUCAUUGAUUAUUACUUCUGUUAUUCCCCCCGAACUUCCGAUGGAGCUGUCAAUAGCUGUUAAUACAUCACUGAUUGCUCUAGCCCGGCGUGGAAUUUACUGUACAGAACCAUUUAGAAUUCCAUUUGCUGGAAAGGUUGAUAUAUGUUGUUUUGAUAAGACUGGGACGCUAACUUCAGAUGACAUGGAAUUUUCUGGAGUUGGUGGUCUGACAGAUAGUGAAGACUUAGAAACAGAAAUGUCUAAAGUGCCUGAUCGAACUUUGGAAAUACUUGCAUCCUGUCAUGCUUUGGUCUUUGUGGAUAAUAAACUGGUUGGUGAUCCUCUUGAGAAAGCUUCACUGAAAGGAAUUGAUUGGACCUACAAAUCAGAUGAAAAGGCCAUGCCAAAAAAGGGAGGUGCCAAUUUUGUCCAGAUUGUUCAGAGGCAUCACUUUGCUUCUCACUUAAAAAGAAUGGCAGUAGUUGUUCGUGUCCAGGAGCAAUUUUUUGCUUUUGUUAAGGGUGCUCCAGAAACCAUUCAGGAAAGGCUUGUUGACGUGCCCGGAUGGUAUGUUGAGACUUACACACACGUCAAGGGUCCCGUGUUUUGGCUUUGGCUUACAAGUCUCUUCCAGACAUGACAGUUAGUGAAGCGCGAAUCUUAGAGCGAGACACUGUAGAAAGUGGUCUUACUUUUGCUGGAUUUGCGGUUUUCAAUUGCCCUAUCCGUGGAGACUCAGCCUCUGUGUUGUCGGAAUUAAAAAAAUCCUCGCACGAUCUGGUGAGCACUUUCUGGUACCGUUCGGAAUUGUUAUAUGGCAAUAUGAUUUAUUACAGCUGGCAUUUCAUUUGGCAUGAUGAUGGAAUAAAAUCUGUUUGGUCAGUUAGAGCUUUGAGAUGUAUCUUGUGAUGAUGGACAUAUAUUAAUUCAUGGCCAGCUUCAUUAAAUUAGCAAGGGAAAUUAUAUUUGCUGAUGCUAUUUGUGCCUCAGUUGAGGAACCACAGGUUGAAAUGGAAAACUUAGGGAGCAUUUACUUUGAGUGAUAGGAUAGAUUGAUAAAACAUAGGGAGUAUUUGAAAAAUAAGAUGGUCAAUCAAGUUCAAAAUUAAUCAAUCCGUCAAAACAAAUGGUAGAUUAGCUUGGAUUAUUUAUUUUAAUCAGAGCAGAGCUGGAGUUUUUCAGAGAUGGAGUUUUCCAGAGCUGGCGUUCUCGCCAGCCUUGUCUAAUCGUGCUGAACAAGUUUUCUUUUGUUUCCUUGUUUUACGUUUUGUUUCCUUCAUUAGAUUAGGGUUUAGUUUGCCUAUAUAUAUGGCUGCAUGUUGAACGUAUAGACAUAACUUUUACUUAUCUUUUAUCAAUCAAAUUUGUGAGUUUAUUCUCUCUUGA